This is a messenger RNA of Exserohilum turcica Et28A, 1812 nucleotides long. RefSeq lists its product as uncharacterized. The transcript has 8 exons. The record is from RefSeq and is a predicted model, not a curated record. NCBI's taxonomy places the organism in Eukaryota, Fungi, Ascomycota, Dothideomycetes, Pleosporales, Pleosporaceae. Gene Ontology annotation, cellular component: cytoplasm; nucleus. The coding region runs from base 56 to 1489 and encodes 477 amino acids.
CUGCCCACCCAAGGAUCGACUGAGGCAUCGCCUACUAAAACACCUGCGGCCCACGAUGACCGACUCUCCCCUACCGCGGAUUCCGCUGGAUCCGAAGGAGCAGCCUAUUCUCGACAGACUGCAGGCCAUACGGACCGAGCUCGAGUUGCUGAAGCGCGAUCGGUCAACGUAUGUCAAGAGCCAAGAUGUCCUGAAGCUUUACGACCAGGUUAUCGAGCAGGUCAUAGUUCUCAACGAGAUACGCGAAGCAAAGCGUCUCGAGCAGAACAAGGUUGACUAUAUGCUUGAUGAUUGUUUUCAGCUUAUCUCGCUUGCAUAUCUGACGGUUGGGAAGAACCACGAGCCACCUGCAGUGUACUCAUACAUCUCAACAGUCAAACGCCUCUUGGAUCACCUCAAGGAAGCCACUUUCUACUCACAGAAGGAUCUCGAGGCGCUUGACAAGAACCUAGAAGAUUGCCGGAAAUAUGUCGAACAAGGUCGAGAACGCUACAGCCCCCACCUCCUUACUCUUCUUGAUGCCCGUAUCAAGGUUUGCGAGGAGACGCUAGCAGAACUGAAACUCAAUCUAUCUGAGCUCACUCCCGAGCUGAUACCGAAAUGGGAGAAGCUCGUAUCGAUACUGAGAUCGACUUGUGGAUGCAAUGCACGAUCGAAAUUUCCCCAUGAUGAAAUCGAGGAGUACCUGCAGGAGUUGAUUAAGAUAAAAGAUGAACUGAAAGAAUAUGGCAUCCAUGCAUACGAGACCACUGGCUCGACGGAAGAGAAGCUAGCUGAAAUGGUUGACAAGAUGCAAUUGGCCCAAGACAAUCCCGAACCAGCACCGGGCGCUGAGACUCUCAUUGGCACCCUUUUACGGCGAAAUUUGCUCUGGAUUGCUCUAAUCCAGCAAAAGCAAGGGCGUAUAGCACCUGCUUUCAAGGACACCUACGAUAAGCUCCUCGGCAUCCGAAACAAGCUUGAAAAGCUCACUCUUACGCAAGCUUGGUCCCUCCGUGAGACGGAUCUAUGGGACUUUCAGCGCCAACUGGAUCGCAUAGACGAGGCGCGAGUUGAUGGCAACUUCAUUGAUCCAGUGGGACGACCAGCCGAAAUCUACGAGCAAAGAACACUACUGUACCUCCUGCGCAAAAGUUAUUCGCUCAUCUACCAGCUGCUCUUAACAUCAGAGCCGGUUUCUGAAGCGUUGUUGCCAAUCUACAACCAACUUACUACUCUUCGGAAAUGCCUUCUUGAAGUAAAGAAGCUGGGUGGCGUGUCUUCGCCAAGAGAAUUGUAUCCAUACAGCAUGAAGUUAAACUCCAUCGACAACAUGCGAGUAGAUGGAAAGUUCAUGGUCGGCGAUGAGAUACCAGACGGCCAAGGCCGUGUCAUACAGCUUCUGGAAGAGUGUUUUGACCUAUCGUAUGACCUGAGGAAUGAAGCCGAAGAAGACAGCUCCGCGGACGCGACACCAUCGAGCGAAAAACCCGAAACACUCACUACUUGAUUACUAUUCUCUUCGUUACGCAUGUCGGCCAAGGCCACAAGCUUCCAUGUAGCUAUCGGCCGCACCUCGGUAUGACUACCCGGUCUAUGAGGUAUUUUCGUAUUGGAGCCAGUCUUUCGUUUGGCGCCUGUACGUCUAGUACUUUUAAUAUGGCUCAAUCAUCCUUAACAGUUCAAUUUCCUCAUCGGGUGGCGUUGGAGGCACACCAUCGGCAUCCUUGAAGGUUAGAUGGCUCCCGUACGAUAUACCUUUGCGUAUUAGCAUGUUCUGAUUUUCAAUGAGCUUUUUCUUGUUUGUCUCGUACAGAGUUCUUCCCCCGCAUG